CCACAAUAAACGUGACAAUUAUCACACAAUGAUGGAUCCUAAACCAACACAAGAAGCUCAAGCCGCAAGAAAAAAAGUCAGAAGAAGGAGAAAACAAAUAAAGCAUUGUCACCAUUAUACUGGCAAUUAACUGAUGAAUUUUGGCAAGAAUAUGGUUGUCAACUUGCUGACGUGUUCGAAAUGACUCCUCUACAAUAUUGAAAUAAUGACCGAUAAUUUAUCAACUCAGUACGACAAUCAUGACAAUUCUGGACUCAAUGUGAGAAAGCAUCAUUGAUUAUUGAUAACAUGGAACAGGCCGCAGAUACGGGGGCAAUGGCAACUGCAAAUUUACAAACCUUUUGAGCUUUUUUUUUCUUCCUUACAUUUUUUUCGUUUAUUUUUUUUUUCGCGAACAUAACGGUUUUCCUGUCAGUGCAUCAAACUUUAAAUGUGUUCACAGUAUCUAAUUUGAUUUCACCGUAAUCUUUGGAUCGAUGGGAACGUGAAAUGGAAUUCAGACUGGAUUAUUUAUGUAUUGUAUGUAUGUUUGACUUCAUCUUUUCUAUUUACGCGCUCCCGCUAAACAUUCGCAUGUGGAAUAAUGGAAGGCCUUUAGAUAUGAAAGAGUUUGACUCUUCAAGUACUCUGUUUUUGUCACCUCCAUCAUCAACAUCAUUGUCACCAUCAAUAUCGUCAUCUUCAUUGCCAUCACCUGUUCUAUCGUCGUCGUCAUCGGCUUCUUUCAACGGUGGUUUAACGGAAAGGCAUUACGAGUUCUCGACUACGGCGAUUUUGACAUCAGACGCAAGUUCUCAUGACCUUGGUCGUCCUGGUAUAAUAGCACUCAUAGUGCUCUACGUUCUUCUUGUCAUCGCAGUGUCGUUAGGUGUUAUAGCCGCUUGCUGUUUUAGACGGAGGGUCUUCCGAGCUGAAGUACAAUCCAGGCUUUCAAGGGCUUCCUCCACUCAACGGUCAAGCAUCUCACGUUUAAACAGCGUCAUUUACGAUGAGCAGGCGUCCAACUCUGGAGGGAAGAAUAGCACGACGCCAAAUAAUCCAUCGUCAAGGGGGAGCUUCCAAGGUGGAGUAAAUGGAGACAGGGUUUACUCGGUUACUGAGGAUGGUUUUCUGGCAGUUCCAAAGAACUAGAACAGGGCGAUCCUGGGCAGUGUUUCAUCAUUAAGUUUUGUCCGACAAGUUGUCAGAUCUGACAUCGUUCCUAGAUUAUGAUUGGCUGAGAGGCACUGUUACGAUGGUAAUUGUCGGAUAAAAGAGGAUUUGCCGGAAAAUGAAAAAUUGAAACGAAAUGUCGGGCAGUGUCGCGCCGCAUUCGGUGAUAACCCCACCCUUUAUCCAAAGCCCCCUCCCCCUCCAUCUGUUUGCCGAAUGGGUGCACUUGGAGUUUCGUUUUUAAUACGCCAUUCCGAUUUGAAAUUAUUGUCCACCUUCAAACUGCAAUUUCAGCAAAAAUGGAUAUCGCUCGAAUCGGUUUUGUCAUUAACAUAGUUGACUCCUCAGACUCGCAAAUCAAAAGGCAGCAUAAUUCGUCUGCAUAAAGAAACGAAAACAAAAAUAGGUCAUCAGUCUAUUAAAGAUGAAGCUCGUUUGUCUUAAACGGGAUCACACGCAUAUCAAAUAAAACAGAAUUUCGUCUGCAGAAUAAAAACAGAAACAAAAUAUAGGUCGUCAGUCCAAAAUGAAGGUCGUUUUGUCAGACACAAAAGGGGGAAAAUAGGUAACCAGUCACUAGUCGCUUUGUCUUUGGAAAAAAAUUGUCGAGCAAAAACAAGUCCAUCAGUUAAAAUCUGUUUGCCCCCCCCCCCUAAAAAAUGAGAAAAAACACACACUAUACACGUACCCACCCACCUCUUCCCGCAUACCUAAAACCACCCGCCCUAAUUAAACGCAUUUUACAUGCAGGAUGCGCCAUUUUUUCCUCAAACAUUUUAUAUACGGGAUGCGCCCGAACACCCCCCCCUAUACUGGAUCCGUACAUGCCAGUUCUCACAAUAUACCAUCUCAUCAUGGUACUUAAAGUGAUUGGUUAACAUUGGUUUGACUUUUUAAAAAUCUGAGCUAGAAGGUCACACUUGUCACCUGUGUCUGUGAUAUGUUACUAAAAUGAAGCCCAGAAAAAAUUGCGUUCGAAAAUAAUUAUUUAGUGCUUCAAAAAUUGAAACAUAAAGUGACCGAAAACACCAUCUUAAUUUCAUCCCAUACACUUAUGUGUACUAUUUAGGCGUCUAUAAGACGCCUAUUUACAAAAUCGGGGUUUGCCUUGUAGUUUUAGCUUUUCAUUCUCAAUAAUGGUUGUUUUCAGGGUUUAUUAGUUCGAAUACAUGCACUUGUACACAUGUUUCAUCUUGGUUUGAGAAUUUUUUAAAUCGGCUGCUCACAAAGUUAAACAAUACCUUUAACCAGAUUCAUGUCACUUCAAAGAUGUCAAGGAAGAAGACACUUGAGAUGGUGGGGCACAUGGUCGACUUAAAGUGAUGUUGCCGUAUGUGUGAACAUUCCCCCCCCCCCCCACUCUUAUGCACCAGUUUAUUAUGCCUUUCUUUGUAACCUGUUUGACCCACCUCUCACUAAUUCUCUAGUUAUUCAUCCCUCUAUCACUGUUUUGUUCCAGAUCCUGUUUGAUGUUGCCUGCCUCAUUAUCUUAAUCCCUCUUGGCCUUACUUACACUAACUUCCCUUUGUGUCUGCCUACUCCUUUUCUUUCAUCCCCUUCACUAACCUGAUUGGUCUUCUCUACUCACUAAUGCCCCUUUUGUCUCCUUGUUUCUAGCGUUGCUGUAGCUUGUUUGUGGUCUAUAUUAUGGUUGUUCCACUUUAUAUGUUUGUCAUUUUGCCUCCGACGAAGAUUCUGCUAGGAUCGAAAGCUUAGGCCCCUUUUUGACUUUCUCAUUUAAAAAUCAUUUACGAUGAUGGUGAUUUUUUUGGGGGGGGGGGGUGGCGCUGUAGCUUUCUGGCGUUUUCAAUAUUUAAUAUCAUUUCAUUAUUUUUCUAAGAAUUCACGGAAUUAGUACACACCAAAAUCUUUAUUCUUGACUUUGAAAAAGAGCGUAGGCAAAAAUGUAUACGUCUCUUCGCUCGUAUUUUUUUCAGGGGGGGGGGGUAGACAAAUGAGUGUAUUCUUGAUUUUCGAACAUCCUUCGAAAAUGAUUGUGCGUUAUUAUUUGUUACCGAAUCUAAUAAAUAAUGAUAAUAAUAAUGAAAAGUCUGCUGUUUAAAUACACAUUGCAUGAACAGUCGUGUCAAAAUUGAAUCGGUCAUUACUAUUAGCGUACCGACUUUCACAACGUAAUUAGCUUCAGGAGUUAGCUCAUCACCCAAUGUUAUUAUUCCACAAUAUUUUGUGUUAUUUUCAUAUUCCAUGGUGUAGCUAUAGUAAACACCUCUUGUUCUUGCUUUCAUAUGAUGACAAUACAUGUUUCGUUCGUAGUUUCGAGACACCAUAUUUUUUUUGGAAAAUAUUUCGAAACUGAAAAAACGAGCAAAUAUUUUUAUUAUCAAUUUCAAUGAAUAUAAUAAUUGAAAUAUAAUUUUUAUAACAACGCACUAAAAAUCGUGGCCAAGUUUUGAAAAAAAAAUCUUAUAAACUCGUUCACAUUUUCUCUCUUGGAUUUUCUUGAAAUAAUCUUUCUCAUUUCUUUUAUUUGUAAUUUGUUGAUUUUGAAAAAAAAGGAAAUAAAUUGUGAACAAAGC
Molecule: messenger RNA, 3689 nt
Organism: Lytechinus pictus (painted urchin)
Lineage: Eukaryota; Metazoa; Echinodermata; Echinoidea; Temnopleuroida; Toxopneustidae
Exons: 4
Coding region: 490-1131 (213 amino acids)
Source: RefSeq, a predicted model, not a curated record